GAUAAAAGGGGGUUUCCAACACGUUUAACCAACAUCUAUGAUUUAGCAGAAACACAGUAUACAAACCAYUCAGUGAUAGCAUUGAUCAGUACCUUGAUUAUAGGUUCAAAGUUGACCAUGACCGUCAUGAUAGUCUUUGUAUUAUUGACCACAUCUAUUCGAAACAUGCAGGCUCUUUCGGGCCAAGACACGUGCCCAGUGKUGAGAUACAAUGGCAAAUUCAUUGAGAGUGACCAUGUGAAGGACCACGCCCUUAAUGGACGAUCCUACAAAAACCUGACCACCAAUACCAUACAUGAGUGCUUCAGUGUCUGUAUCAAUGACUGUCGAUGUGUGUCCUAUCAACUAUCUGGUAGACGAUGUGAGCUGAUUGACGAGGACAGACACACAGCUCCUGAUCUUUUCAUCCCAUUGGUAGGAUACAAGUACUACGAGCUAAAGCAACAAUUUAAAAAGUCCAACAGUGUUGGUUGUUCAAGUCAGUGUAAUAAUGGCUGUUGUCGUUAUUCUAAACCUUGYCUUAACGGUGGAACCUGCAUCGAGACGUGCCAAAACGUCACACACAAGUUUCAGUGCAAAUGUCCACAGGGUUUUGGUGGAAGAGUUUGUCAGAUUCCUCCUUCAUGUACAGCGUACAGCCACAUGUCUGUGCCAAAUAUCUAUCCAAUYCAAACAACCAAUGGUAAAGUUUUGAAGGUGUACUGUGACAUGACGUCAGAGCAGGGGAUGGUGUGGACUUUGAUCGAGUCAUUUGCUUUYUCGGCAAAAGAAAAAUUCCAAGCGGCGCCCAUGACAAAGGAUUUUCCUUCCAACGAAGAAAACCCUCCCAACUGGUCUGACUAUCGCCUGUCACGCAAUACAAUGCAACACGUCAGACGUGACGCUACUCACUGGAAAGCCACUUGCAACUUUGAUACUAAUGGGAUGGUCAAGACAGACUACAUCCGGGGACGUCUGAGUGAAAUGGAUAUUCUGACGUACUUGGGUGGUCACAAGUGUGCUAGAGUCGAGUUUAUCAAGGUGCGUGGAAUCAAGUGCUCCGAAUGCACAGUACACUUUGGCCAAAAAAGGUCACAUCAUCCCUUUAUUGACAGUGCUAGAGGGUUAAAUCUAGGGUGUACUUGGAAUGGACGUCCUGGAGGAGUGGUCACCGAUUCAAAUUGGUGCGACAACUUUGGAUAUUAUCGAGCUACCAACCCUGCUCAUAGUUGUACUGCAUCGCCGUCUUCUACUACACAAUGGUGGUUGGGAGUUGCUGUUCCAAARCCAUGA
Molecule: messenger RNA, 1272 nt
Organism: Actinia tenebrosa (Australian red waratah sea anemone)
Lineage: Eukaryota; Metazoa; Cnidaria; Anthozoa; Actiniaria; Actiniidae
Source: RefSeq, a predicted model, not a curated record